AUGGCGACAGACAGGGCGACAGAAUUCGCGUCGAUUAUUUUGAAAGAUUUGCAGCUACCGGAGAAAGCUUUGAAAGUGUUUGGAAGCCAGUUUUGUGUGGAGCGCAUCGUCGAAGUUUCACGGGACGAAAUUUCUUCGCUCUUUGCCGAGUCCUCCCCCGAUGAGGAAAAUAAAUUGCUGUGGAAUGUGGAAGAAAUUUUCCGCAGGAUAGCGGAGUGGCGACAAAAACAGGGAUACGAUUUGCUUUCCUUUGCAACGGUAGACGUCGAAAGCUUGUCACCAAAAAUUCAGCGGCCUAUAGUACAACCUGAUGACAAAGCACAGGAGCAGAAAACGUUCAAGAAUCAAAGGCAGGAAUCUUUAUCCUAUGAAAAAGCCCCGACAAGCGAUGAACAAGAGGUAGUCUCGAAGCCAAGUUGUUUCGAGAAAGAUUCGGGCAAGAUUUCCACGCAUCGGGCUUUGCCCUUAACGCCCGAGGUUCUCCUCCGUCUUCUGCGUGAAACAGAGGGUGGAUUGAAUAUAAUCAAGCGCAGCGCUUGUGGGUUGUUAUCUGCCGAGAGUAGAAAAGAAUUACUCGGCAUUAUUGUCGACUACCAUUUGAAGCUUGGAAUACGAACCGACGAAAGCGUCUUACAGGAUUAUACUGCUGCCAUUUUAGCGGCUUUGCCUUUCGAAAAAGCUAUAGAAAAACAAUACUUUAUACCCAGAGGCGGGAGAAAGAAAAACCCAGGUGGCCAGUUAUAUAACCUUAUUUCGAAUACAAGGCAAAAACGGGCUAAAAGAGCCAGAAUUGAAGACAUUCAUCAACAAAGUUUUGCAAACGUAGUUAUUGAUAUCAGCGAUGAUGAAGUAGAUAAAAUCGUUGAGGAUGCCCUUAUAUGGUUAAAGCAGUACUCAAAACCAUGGACUACCACCCUUGAUAAAUGGAAACAAUCGUUCCCAAAGCGAAAACCUCAGCUUUUAAAAUCAACCAACUUUUUGGAUGUGAUAAGAACAUUUCGUCAUUACAGCGACGAAUACGGGCAUCAGUUGGUUGAUAUAGAUUUCCGAUUACUGAGCAUUGGCAAUCCAUACGGUUUUCAAAAGUGGGAUGACCUUAUACUAUACCAGCUUUAACAAAUUAUCUCAAUAGGCCGUAUAGCGACGAGUUAUCGAAUCAUCUUUUGCAUCAUUUACGUUUGGAAACAUCUGAUUCGAAUGUCAAACUUUGCUCAAUUUUGCUGCUGUUGAACAAUGUUUUGAAACCAACAAAAGUAACCCGAGAUUUUAAGCCUACAAUUCUCUUCGCGCAAGAAGAUAUCAUACUGUUUGCUUCAACAGACGACGAUGUUAAACAGAAAAUAUCAGAAAAG
Messenger RNA from Uranotaenia lowii, 1352 nucleotides. RefSeq lists its product as uncharacterized. The transcript has 5 exons. NCBI's taxonomy places the organism in Eukaryota, Metazoa, Arthropoda, Insecta, Diptera, Culicidae. The coding region runs from base 1 to 1116 and encodes 371 amino acids. The record is from RefSeq and is a predicted model, not a curated record.